Molecule: messenger RNA, 2646 nt
Organism: Cavia porcellus (domestic guinea pig)
Lineage: Eukaryota; Metazoa; Chordata; Mammalia; Rodentia; Caviidae
Gene: Aar2
Product: AAR2 splicing factor
Exons: 4
Coding region: 127-1281 (384 amino acids)
Biological process (GO): spliceosomal tri-snRNP complex assembly
Source: RefSeq, a predicted model, not a curated record
CCGAGGUCUCCGCCGGAGCUCUUUCUCUGUUGCCCCUUCCGGCACGGAACGGGCAGAACUUCCGUUCCGCUUCCGCGGUAAGCUGGUAAAGCGCAAGAAGAAAACAAGAAGGGUUCUUGUGGCCCCAUGGCUGCGAUGCACAUGGAUCCUGACCUAGCCAAGCAACUCUUCUUUGAAGGGGCCACUGUGGUCAUCCUGAAUAUGCCCAAGGGAACCGAGUUUGGCAUUGACUAUAACUCCUGGGAGGUAGGACCCAAGUUCCGGGGUGUGAAGAUGAUCCCACCAGGCGUUCACUUUCUUCACUAUAGUUCCGUGGACAAAGCCAAUCCCAGAGAUGUGGGUCCUCGUAUGGGCUUCUUCCUUAGCUUGCAGCAGCGGGGGCUGACAGUCUUGCGCUGGAAUGCUCUUCAGGAAGAGGUAGACUUGUCCCCAGCCCCAAAGGCUGAAGUGGAAGCCAUGAGGGCCAAUCUCCAGGAGCUGGACCAGUUUCUGGGACCUUACCCAUAUGCCACGCUCAAGAAAUGGAUCUCACUCACCAGCUUUGUCAGUGAGGCCACAAUGGAGAGACUGCAGCCUGAAAGCCGGCAGAUCUGUGCUUUCUCAGAUGUGCUGCCUGUACUCUCCAUGAAGCACACCAAGGACCGGGUAGGGCAGAAUCUACCCCGAUGUGGCACCGAGUGCAAAAGUUAUCAAGAGGGUCUAGCCCGGCUGCCUGAGAUGAAGCCAAGAGCUGGCACAGAGAUCCGCUUCUCAGAGCUACCCACACAGAUGUUCCCAGUAGGUGCCACACCAGCAGAGAUAACAAGGCACAGCAUGGACUUGAGCUAUGCACUGGAGACUAUGCUCAGCAAGCAGUUCCCCACCAACCCCCAGGAUGUGCUUGGUGAACUCCAAUUUGCCUUUGUGUGUUUCUUACUGGGCAAUGUAUAUGAGGCAUUUGAGCACUGGAAGCAGCUCCUGAAUCUUCUAUGCCGGUCAGAAGCAGCCAUGGUGAAGCACCACACCCUUUACAUCAACCUCAUCUCCAUCCUGUACCACCAGCUUGGUGAGAUCCCAGCUGACUUCUUUGUGGACAUAGUCUCCCAAGACAACUUCCUCACCAGCACCUUACAGGUUUUCUUUUCUUCAGCCUGCAGCAUUGCUGUGGAUCCCACCCUGAGGAAGAAAGCUGAAAAGUUCCAAGCUCAUCUGACCAAGAAGUUUCGGUGGGACUUUGCCUCAGAGCCUGAGGACUGUGCCCCAGUGGUGGUGGAGCUCCCCGAGGGCAUCGAGAUUGGCUAACUCUGCAAACACAGGAUCUGUGAGAGGGCCCUUGCCACACAAAAGCAGUCAUGACCUUUCCAUUCACGUUACCUAUCUUGGGACCCUCCAAGGCAGCAAUCCUGCCAGGUUCUUUAAAGAUAGAGCUAGAAUUCACCAGUAAAUAAAUUCCUUUCACCUCCUUCACCAGUAAAUAAAUUUCUUUAUUGUAAAAGAGGCUGUAGCCAUCCUAAAAGCACAUUUGUGGGUUCUAUGUCAAACUCUUACAGAAGCUCCUGGGAGAGACCUGCCUCAGUAGUAGCAUCAUCAUUCCUGAUGAGAAGAACUUAAAAGUUCACGAGAAAUGAUUUCUUGUUCUAUAGGAUGAUUAGAAAACAAGAAACUCUGGAUUGCCUUGGGAGUCUGAGAUACCAGUGGAUGAUUUUUUGAAGUUAAAUAUACGUUCAUAGGAGAAAUUAGCUGCAAUUUGUACCUGUCCCUGGUUAAAUGGGAGUAUGUAACAAAAAACUUGGUAAUAAUUCGGGACUGGAAAGUGGGCUCAGAUAGUUGGAUUGGGUCAGCUUUGGCUUUCUCUACCUAAAUUUCGUUCUGUCCAGAGGCUUAAUUUCCCAAAACUGGAGUGGCCCUUGGCCUCGGGGAUCCUGGUGCUUUCACUUACCAUCUGUUGCAUUCCAAAGCCUUAGGCACAAAGGGACUUGACACCCCGCUACAUACCCGGAUUCCUAACAAGCUACCAUGACUGUUUCUGGUGACCUGGAGAUACAACAAUGAAAAGAAGAGUUCUUGUCCCACACAGGCUUUUUAGACCCUAUUGAAGUUUGUGCCUUCUGAGCCCUGGAAAUGACCUGGUCAACCUGGAUCUUCCCAGCCCUCCUGUGGAACUGUCUGUCAUCACAAUGAUGAUGCUUCCGCUUUCCUGGGAGUCUUGAGGGUAUGCCUGUUGUGCUGUAUGGGCAGAGUUCCAUCUCUAGAUGGACACACAUGCCCUCCAUGCUGACUUCAGAUUAUCUGUUGUACUCUUUUAAGUCCUGGUGCCAUUGUCUCCUAAAGCCGGGGCUCACAGCAGGUUUCUGAGUAAGAAUCCCUGCUGGUUAAGACUUUGGUUUCUCUUGUUUCCUCGGAGAUGUUUUUCCAAGAGCAUAAUGUACAUUAAAGUCUUUGAAUUGAGACUCUUGUAGUUACUAUCCCCAGUUUUCUGAGCCAGGCCACUUAGUUUUCGAAGCCAGGUCAUGCAUCGGUGCAUGACCUGACCUGCAGAGCACCUAGGAGACCCUGCCUAGCCCUGCAGUCUCUGGAGGAGACAAGCAGCCAGUAUUGCCUGUUCCCUGUAGGGAUUAGAGACAGGCACACCCUGUAACUUUAUAAUAAACUUGAAGUUUCACCUUG